ACCAUUCAGCGAUACGGGUGCAACUUCAUCCCUUCAUAUUUGAAUCGAUUCGAGUCCUCUCGUGGCACGCUUUAUACUAGAUGUUAUAUAUUAUAUACAAAAUACAUCCAUAGUAAAAUCUCUUCUGUUUCGCGCUAGACAUAUCGUAGAGUUCAAAUCAUCACUGGAGCAGAGUUUUUCCAGUCAAGCCGGUUGGUAGUGCUUUUCAUCCAGAGCAUCCAGUCAGUCGUUACUAGAGCACAGAAGCAGAUGCUCCAUUACACUCCUAGUCUUAACUGCGUCAAGUUGUUGUUUUGAAGAGCAUCAUCAUCUAUAUUGGAUUUCUACCGGAUAACCGUCGAUGUCUAAGUAUUAUCACAGCGGUAUAUUGCAGUAAUCAGUAAUCGCCAAUAACCACGGCUGCCUUUAAACGCAUGUGUUUAUGUGAGAAAAAAUGUAACUACCGUCGAUGCAGUUCAGAGCAUAAAACAGCACAAUAGAAAGGUGAAGUGGAAGAGGUGACAAUAGAUUAGAAAUAUGGUAUAUGUAGAUAUAUUUAUAAUGCUAGGCUACAUCAGUGAAUAAGUGAGUGCUGUGAUUGUAUAAUCAGUUCAUGCGGUUUCUAAUAGUACUGAGAUGAGGUGGUCGUAUUUGGUUACCUCGUGCAACGAUCCUAUUGAAUUUCACCUGGCAGAAUUGAAAAAAAUGUCAACUAUUGUCGUUUACCAGCAGUCAAAUACGUUGAGGCUUUUAUGAACCGAGUGCGUUUUUGUUUGCUUGAAAAGUAAUACUCUCCUCGUUCUAGCGUACAUGCGGAAAUAGACGAGUAAGCAUAAGCUAAUAGUAAUAGCAAAGCUAGUAACAAUUAAGGGUGAGUAAGCGGAUCAGUUUAAAAAAUGUUAAAUAUUAUCUGACUUUCGAGUGCUAAUUGUUAAACUAACAGUAAUAUAUUGUGAUGUAUUUAAUGCUGGAACAGCUCUAGUAUGGACAAACUUCAGCUCUAGUAUUUCCAUAGAGGGCCGCCUUCCCGCAUAAAUGUGUACCAUAUGCCAACCAUUCCAUCAAUCGUUUUAAAACCAUUUCCAAUAUGGUUUGUUCAACAAUAGAUUAACCAUUGCCCAGUAUAAUAUCGAACAUAACCAGAGCCGUUUAUUUAUACUUGACCAUACAAACAACGGGUUGUUAAGAACAGUCACCAUACCAAAAUGUGCUGUUUUCCAUAUACAUUUUGACAACAUACCAUUCAAGAACCAUACAAAUAAUGGUGGCAUGAAUAUUUUAGGUCUAGCGAUGGAUAAAAUAUUAGCUGGAGAAAAAAAUCUCUUCCCUUUCACACAUUUCAAUUCUAUCGAUUGAUGAACUAUUGUUUUGCUUUCGCCAUCUUCUGAAGAAUGUUUCGUUGACACUAAGUGGACUAACACUUUAUCCAAUUGAGCUAUCUCCAUAAUAUUGUUAGAUGAGGAUUUUUGACCAUCUUAAACUACAGAUUUUUGAAGCAGGGUAAACAGAUAUACGAAUAACAAAACCCACCAGAGCAAUAUUAACCUCUGGCGCCAAAGGACAAUGUAGUAUACAAAUCUCCAAUAUAGGAUACACAGAAGGUAUUGGAAAUUUUAAUUAAAAUGGGUAUGGUAGUAUAACAGUUCAAUUAUAAUGUGAAAUAUAUCAGUAGUAUUCCCAAUAUGGUGAGCAUUAUACGAAUAGUUUAGAAAUGGUUCCGAAGAUUUCUGGAACGGUAUUUAUUUAUACGGGUUGGGGGAAUCUGAUCUUUCCAGCAUUUGUUGUGCUUUUCUUUCGCUUUAAUUUGUUUUCAAAGUGGUUUGCCCGUUUUUGACCAUUUAAAAGUUUUCGGCAUGGGAAAAAGAGCUAUUUUCAAUCAAAAAACGCUUUUAAUCCACCUAACAGUGUGAUGAGACAUUUCUUAUAACUCUUAUCUCUCUCUUCGGAUAUUAUAUCGUUUGAGAACAUUUAGAACUUGAUGUUUCGCAAUGUUUUUGAUAACACAUACUACAUGGGAUAGUGGCAGGACUCAGAGAAUCGCUCAAAUCAGCAUAGGACAACAUCAGUGCUAGAAAUCUCAAACCAAAUCAAUGGGAAAGCGAAAAAAUGGCCCAUAAAAUAGAUAUACCAUCGAAUUAUCGUUAAUGCUCUGUUAAUAAAAUAUCUAAAUUGUGGUGGAAAAACUAAAUUUUCCUAAAGGGGUUAUUUAUUUAUCAUUCGCAUGUAUGAAAAAAGCCUUAUGUUUACAUUUGUGAGUAUCGCCCUUUUCACAAAAAAGCGUUGAAAUGAAAUCGCAGCUCCUGAUAUCACGCUAUCUCUGAAGUGCAUGCGUGCAUAGUUCCAAAUUUUACUUCGACAUCGACUUUUUCUAAAGGUGACUUCCCAGUAGUAUCCUUGAUUUGAAUUAUUAUCGCUAAACAAAUAAACAAAUAAACAAAUAAUCCUAAUGCCAAAGAACAAAUAAAAACCUUUCGAAAACGAACCGUUUGGGGAAAUUAUCAUCAUUACAGAAAUUUUCAUUUUCACGAAACUUUUCGAUAGCCUUCUGUCACUUGCGUUAAUGCACUGGGUGCACAGUGCUUCGAAAAUCUAGCGAAAUCGUCUUAGGGCACCAGCGGGUCUAAUUCAGAGCUAUCUGCGCGGUGAGUUAAAUCUGUAAAGAACACUAAAAAUUAAUUUCUAUUCCAUAAUUUUCAGUUCAGCAAUUCGAGAGAUCGUGCUCACCGCAAGCCAUGAAAAAUAGACUACGUUGUGAAGCGAUGGUCACUAUUUAUUAAAAAAUCACGGUUGAAUAAAAAAUUAAACUAUUAAAAAAUUUCAAAUAGUUUAUAAUUUUCACAAACUUAUUAGGAAAAAUUGUUUAAUAAGCUUUCGUAAUAUUGUGUAGGAAAAUUCCAGUAUUUUCUCUAUCUGCAACAUAUAAACCCUUAAGUAUACCAAUUAAUUGGUAUACGAAUUGGAAUAGAUUCGCCAAAUUUUGGAAAAAGUCUAUAAAAUAAUCCCUUGAAAGCUACCUAAAAAUUGUUGUAGUUCGAUGCAAUAAAAAAAUCAUAUUUGGCAAUUCAUAUUUGGCUGAUAAAAUUGGGGUGUCAAUGUAUUAUAAUAGAUAUUCAGCAUUAGAAGAAGUUUCUUGUGAACGAGUGUAGAACGACUUUGUUUCUACUUACUUGAAGUCAGCGGCGUAGCCAGAAAUUCGGUUUGGUGAAAAUCGAUCUUACUGUCCAAACGGCAUAAUUCCGAAACCAUAAUUUUUGAAGUUUUAAAAUUAUGCAGAAUUAUUUUCCAGAAAAUAGUAACAAGGUUCGUGUCUUUAGCGAAUUUCUUGAGACUUUAUUGCAGUCAUGAAUAUUAACCUGAGAAAAUUCACCAUAAAUACUUCUUGGACGAUAUACCGUCAAAAUUAUUUUAUCAAAUGAUGCGCUGCUUAACGUUUGUAAAACUCAUCGAAGAUACUAAACCUCCGAAAUUGGCGGUUUCAAAAUGAUGCUAUCUUGACCUUAAAUAACUGUUUUUGAACAUUUGACCUAUACAUAUAAUUGGUCACACAACAAAAAUCAAGUGCUCAUCAAAAUCGAUCAGAACCUGCUAGAGUCGAAUGGAAAUCGUCAUUUUUCAUAAAUUUCUCUCUACAUUCGGAAAGUGUUAUCCUCGUUAUUAAUCAUAUCACGUUUUCGUCUCAACUCGACGCAUUCCCAAAAUAAAAACCUGUUUUAAUCCACCUAGUGGUGCAAUUGUGCUUGUCUCAUUUGUCCAGACUACGAUUCCAUGGCUGGUUAUGUUCAAUACAAUGGUGGAAAUGAAUAUUACAUGUUCAGUACGAUUUGCACAUACAUACAAUGGAAUCGACAGCCACGAUCUUGAGAUACUGAAACAUCGCUUGAAACCAGCGGCGGAUCAUGGAGAAAGAUCCGGGAGGUCCAGGUCCUGCUGAAAAUUUUCAACUUGUUAAGAAAUUUUAAAUUAGUUUUAAUUUUAAAGUAGCAACCCCUCACCACAUAACAGUUUUUGCAACCGACCGAGACGGUUGUGCCUCCAGGUGGAAGGUUUUGUUCUCGAGAGAGUGACGGAGUGCGAGACGCUGUAUGCGUUAUUGUGGGAGAGAGAGACCAGCUUGUUAAGUGUGAGUCGACAGUUGAUACGUCGGAGGCGUGGUCAACGGCAUCCUCGACAAGUGGUGUUUUGACAGCAAACCGCGGGUAGACGAAUUUGCCUACCACGGUGGAAGAAAUCGACAGUGCUCAUGCAUGUACACACAGAAAAAUUUAAAGGGUUGUGUAAAGGACACGACCACGGUGACAUUAAAAAUGUAGCUUUUUUCAAGAGCGUGCAAAUGAAUUUUAUUUAUCACACAUAUCGACUCACGUUCUUGCUCACUCGCCUGUUUUCAUAUGUUACAAUUUGCUAUAUAACCUCCCCAUUAAAACAUAAUUUAUUGAAGGUUUUAACGGUAAUCUAAUAAUCAAUCAACUAUCUCACUAGGUGAUUGGCAUUAUUUGGCUGAUCCAUCUAGUAAAAAUAGGCUGGUCUGUCCAGAAAAUAUAUUCAAAAGAAAAGCUCCAUAUUGAGAACUCGUCGCUGUUGUGCUAUCUUAUGACAAACGCCAUUUUGGGGUAACUGAGUUAGAUAUGCCACAUCACUUGGCUAAAAAAUCUCUACAAAGUGGCGUUUUCAGAAUUUUGACAUUCUACUUGCUUACUGAGAUAUAGCGAGAAACGUGCUGAGAAAUUUUCAAUUUUUUACUUCAAUUAACUGUGUAUGGGGAUUGGCUCAAGAUAUCUUGAUGUAUAAGAUGUUUUUAUGUUUAAAACUAUCCGAGAUACACAAUGGUAUAAUAAUUUUCAAAACAAAAAUACACGCAUUGUGUGAAAAAAGCAGUUUAAGUUUUCAAUUGGAAAUAUAGCAUGUUUGGCAACACUGUAACCAAAAAUAACUAAUUUUUCUAGAUUCCCUGACUCAUUUCCUUCAAGAUGCAUCUAACAGAUUGUUUAUAGACCAAAUUAAGCCAAAGAUAUGAAUAAAAGUUCAUAAUUGGUGAAUUUUUUCUAUGAAAAAUUUUCCAUGCGCGAUUAUGACACGCCAUACAAAUUUUGCCAUCAAUGCACACCUAUGACACGUGUGAGUGCGACUUUUGUUUACAUUUAUAGUAAAAACUCGCAACAUAGUCAACCGAUCUUCGUAAUAUUUGAGAGAUUAAUACAGAAUAGAUAGAAGCAUCAAUUGUAUUCUUUGAAUUGUUUAUACCAUUUAUAAGUUUCAAGCUAUUCAAUCUCAAACUUUAAAAAUCGUUUUUCUCGGAAUAUGCUAAAUGGCGCUUGUCAUAAGAUAGCACAACAACGACGAACUGUGAUGAGGAAGCCCACGCCCGCCAACGGCAAUAUACAGAUUCUCCAUUUCAUUUUCCAUUUAAAUUUUCAAUAAUGUACUAAUGAACUUAAGUAAACAAUCUUAAGAUUAAGUAUUUCUUGAUCGAUUAGUGGUGGAAAAAAUGAAAUUAUUUGAUAAAUUACAUUGUUAUGCAACGUUCGCACUACCAGUUAAAACGGGUUUUUAUGCUAUCUUGGUGACAUUUUUCUUGUUGCUAAUUAUUAAAACGUGUUAUAACUCUGUAGUGUAAACAUUGUAUUAUUAAACCAAUUCUGCCUUUUUUCUAUUAUAUAGGUGUUUUAUGUGGUAAUAGGACUGACAUAAUUAUAUUUUCAGUACAGCGGUUUGUUUCGUAAUUUAAAGCAGAUUUAUUUUAAAAUUUAAAUUAGUAUACCCAACCGUUCUAUUUGUUGUAUACUUUAAAACGCAAUUAGAACUGUGUUUUUAAUACAUAGGGUAGGACAGAUACUCUGACUGGAUAAACUGGGAAAACAAUUUUAAGACCAGUAACGCUUAAGACAGCGCUUGAAUUUGAAUCGAAAAAGAACACCCGCUUAAACUGCUGCUGGGACGGUAAGUUCUGUUUUAAAAUUUUCCGUUGUGUGCAGUACGAAACAAAAGUGUUUGAAAUUAGAAAACAAAAACUACAAGGGGUAGCCCUAUGGGGUUGCACGAACUGUAGACGUAGGACUAUACUGCUUAAUGUAAAAUAUUUAUUUUCUUAGUACUUAGUGUGUGGGGAAAAAUACCCGGACCGGUGAAGAAAAAUCAAAUUUUAUACAAUAUAAUCACAUCUCAUGUAAAGAACAAGCUUUCUAGAUGCUCUCAAACAGAUCCUAAAAGUUCAAACACCCAUGGAUAACCCCAAGUUUGUAGAUGUGUUUCGAUGCCACAAGAUUGUAAAAUGGCUCGUAUCAUAUUUAACUAACCGUCAACAAAUAGUUAGAUUUAAAGGGAAGAAAUCGAAUCCCAUUCAAGUCACAUCAGGAGUUCCUCAAGGCUCCCAUCUAGGCCCUCUUUUGUUCAUUUUAUUCGUAAACGACAUAUCAUACAUUCUCAAAAACAUAAAAGUUCUUAUCUAUGCCGACGACAUGAAGCUCUUUUUAGAAAUUAGGAACGAACAAGACAUAAAGAUAUUACAGGAAGAAAUACAUAUGUUUUACCUCUGGUGUAACAAAAGCCUUCUGCAACUAAACGUAAAAAAAUGUAAUGCAAUAACUUUUAGUAGGAAACGAAAUACACCUGACAUUUCAAUCACUCUAGGAAAUCAAGUGGUACAAAAGUGCGAAAGAGUUAAAGAUUUGGGAGUCAUUCUAGAUUCAAAAUUAACAUUCAUUGACAAUUACAACACAAUCAUCAAUAGAGCAAAUAACAUGCUUGGAUUUAUAAAGCGUUUUAGUUACAAUUUUAAUGAUCCAUAUACAAUUAAAACAUUAUACAUCUCGUAUGUAAGGUCAAUACUGGAAUAUGGUAGCAUAGUUUGGUCACCUUUCUCAAUCACACAUGAAGAAAGAAUAGAAUCAGUACAAAGGCAAUUUUUAUUGUUUGCACUUCGCAAAAUAGGUUGGACACGAUUUCCUCUCCCAUCUUAUAAAGCUCGCUGUAUGCUCAUUAACAUCCAAACACUAAAAGAGCGCCGAGAAUAUGCAAUGGUUUCAUUUCUAAACGAUAUAAUUUCGUGUCGUAUUGAUUCAGUCGAACUUCUAUCUAAACUUAAUUUUUAUAUACCUUCCCGGCAGUUACGAAUCCGAAAUACAUUUAUAACAAACAAUUAUCGUACAAAUUAUGCCAAGUUUGGACCAUUAAAUCAGAUGAUGGCAACUUACAACAAGCACUGCGAAGCUCUUGACUUAACAAUGACAAAAAGCAAAUUAAAAAAAUAUUUCAAUUCUAUUCGCUUAUAAAGAACAUCCUAAAGUAGUGCUAUGUAAACCAGAUAGUGUUUAGUUUAGUUAUUAGUAUUUUAUGUUUUAAGUGUAUACUAUAUUUUAUCGUUGUAACAAAACGGUCUACUCUUGUUUGACAACAAUAAAUAAAUAAAUAAAUAAAUAUUAAGUCAUGAAAAUUCAAUUCUUCCGUGACAUUUUUUUUGCCUGCAAAAUGCCCUGUGUGUAUGCAAAGCUCAUGAUUUGUUGGGAUAUUAGCAUUGAUCGGAAAAUGCUUUCCAACGCUGCGCAUUGCAUAUAUACAGGACAUUUUGCAGGUCACCAGAAGCUGUUCAUUUUACCACCGACACAUGUUCAUUUUACCCACUCGCUAUAAACAUGUAUCAUUUUUGGACAUGUUUAGAAAUCAAGAAUCAUGUUUGAAAAAUGUGUUUAUGACGAAAUAUUUUUACCAGAUAUGUACAAAACAUGUCUAACAAGAAACAUAUAAGGUGAUUGUAAUAUCUCAUUCACUUAUUAGUUAGAAAAUAAUGACUUUGCUUAACGUGUUCAUUUUACCGCCAGUUCCCCUACCUACCAACACAUUCGCCCAAAACAUUGAACCCAAGCGUACAAUGCAAAAUGAGUCAACGCUGAUGAUGAUGGGUAGAGCGAAAGAGACAACUAGUACCACCACGACACUAUUAGCGCAUUUCACCAAAAUUCCACACGGCCUUUCCCGAUUGAAAGGAACGGCCGCGCUUAGCCCAUCUGUCAUAAUAUCGUGAUUUUGCAUAGCGAAGGGCUGAAUGAUAACACAUUUUGUUCCAAAAAACAGCCCUGCGUUAUGCAACACUUUGUGCAGGUUGAUUAUACCAGUUGCAAGUGGGGCCAAAUUCACCAAGUUUCGUAAAAUUCCUUUUAAAUUACAGAAUUGAUAAAAUUGCUUAGAUGAGCUAAACUAAUUAAUCAAAUCCUGUUUUAAAAACUGUCCUUGCGUUUAAACCAAAAUGGGAAGCUUAUUACUACCACUACAUUACUUAAUUUCAAGCGCAAAUAGCAAAUACAUGUGCUAGUUAAACCAAAAAUUUACUGGCAACAUUACAGCGGAAUUUAGGAAGCAGUUGAAGCGGUCGCCUGUUGGACGACACAGGGUAGCGUCCGUCCACAGCCAGUGUAACGGACUUCUAGCUCAGCUACACUGGCUGUAAAAAACACAGCGCAGUGAUCUGCUUCACCAGCCGUUCAACAGGGAACUGAGCGUGUCUGGCCAAGUCCGUUCUUUAAAUAGUCGAUGAUGACGUCAUUCAUAGAAGCGUUGCGCGCUAGGUACACCAAUCCGUCGUACAGGGCUUGGGAAGCGCUAUCUUCUGUGUGUAAAUGCGCGAUAUUUUGACAAGGUUGUAUAUUAUUUAAUUUUUUAAUGCUAUGAUAUCAAAAAUCGUUGGGUUUAUCUAUUGGAAUCUAUUCUUAGAAGUAUUUCGGGGCGAUUUGCGCAAAAAAAUUGAAAAUUUAUCGUGAGAUGGCUGAAUUAUAUGCGUUUAAAAUUGGACCACUUUUCGUUACAUACCAUUUUUGUAGAAUUUCAGAGUGCACCCCCAUAUCGAAAACAAAGACGUAGUCCUACGUCAAAAGUUUUGCUGGGAAUGUGAUUGUUUCCGAUGCAAUUACACUCAGGUUUUUUAACGCAGGGGAUACAGGCCGUGCAAAUGAAAACCGCGUAAAUUUCAAAAAAACGCGUAAAUGAAAACCGCGUAAAUUUCAUAAUCCGCGUAAAAAAACCUGAGUGUACUCUCCUAUAUAAAAUACUACGCUGCUGAACAGUACAAUAACUACAGAAGCACGUUGUCAGAUGUCUUACUGAAAAAAACAUAACCGAAAUAUGAGAACCAAUAGGCUCUUUACCCUACGCAGCUACAAAGCGCGCAUGGAUUAACAAGUUACAACGCACACGCAUGCAUAAAAAUAAAUAUAUUUUUUUCAAACGCAACACUCUUAAGCAACACACACCGUAUUGAAUUAAAUCAAAACCACACCACCCACCCACCCACUUUGCAAAUCAUUCUGUGACACCGUGCUGGUACCCGAAAAAUCCGCACACGGCCACCGCUGCCGAAAAUGCAUAGCGUCUACCGCUUAUUGUAAUGCCCAGACGCUGCAGCCAUGAUCUUACCCGUUCGACAUAAGAACAAAAACUGAUUCGAACGGGUACGCGUCACCUCUAUUUAUAAACUAACCGUAUAUGGUUUAGUCACUUAGGUGCGAGUGUGUGCAAAUGCCACCGUUGCCGAAAAUCGAUAGCGCUUAUUGCAUCGCCCGGAGACGAUGUUGCUCGUAUGGGAUAAGAGCAACAACUGAUUUAAACGGACAUGCGUUGCUUCUAUUUAUGACUUUUCGUGUGUGAUUGAGGCACUAACCUACCCUCUAAUGACGGCUGUGUCUGAGAAAUCUGCCUCACGAAUGGUAAUUUUCCCGUUUUUCGUGAACUUUUUAAUUUUACCAAUUUUUAAAAGUCUACUUUUAUUGGGGAGAUAUUAAAUUAUUACCAAUAUUUAAGUUAGGUGUUUCUGAAUCGGUUGGUGUAUGAAUGAUUAAAAUCCAUCUAGUAAUAUCGGAGUUAUAAGCGUGCAAACCUUACAUAGUUUUGUUACAUGGGAGAUAGUUUAGAUUUUAGAAUGACACCUAGCCCCAGAUAGUGGAGUAAGACAUUUUUAAUGUCAAAAAUAUAGUGUAUUGGUGUCGUCGGGCAAUUCUAAUCGACGAGAGGGAAGCGUCACAGGUAGACCCAUUUGCUCUAUUUGUCUACCGCAGAAGUGGUACGACGAAUAAGGAAAACAAGUGGCACCGAUAAGUGCCGCAUCGACAGUGGGAUUUUCGCAGCAAGCCACAGGUAGCCACAUUUGUCUACCGAGGUGGUGGAAACAGAGAGAGCGCGCUUGUGGUGGUGAUACCGACGAGCAGCUUAAUCGGAGAGAGUUUUGAAGUGUUGCAGGUAGGACUAUUUCUCUACUGAAGAAGCAACGCGACGAAGAAGGACAGCAAGUGUCACAUUGUCAAACAACGGGCACCGAGAUUACAACGUAACACAUGAGGUGUGUUCUAACGGUGUCUUCGUCACCUAAUAGAUAGCAGAUAAUAGGUAUAUUUUUCAUUCCUUUUUGUGAAAGUUUUUCUUACUAGGUAAAAUGGAUGAAGAGAUGGGAGAACGAGUAACAGACCCUCCCCCUAAGCCUUCUGCUGAAAAUGUAAAUCCGACUAGAAUUAAAAUUUACCCAGAGUCGUCAACGGGACCAUGGAUUGUAUUUAUUAGGCGUAAAGCAAAGGCGCUAAAUAUCAUUCAAAUUUCUAAAGAUUUGACUUCGCGAUUCUCGGAUGUAAAAGAGAUCGUCAAAGUUAAUAAAGAUAAAAUACGCAUUGUCGUUGGUAGUCUCAAACAAGCCAAUGCAAUUGCUUCUUGUGAGCUUUUUACGCGUGAAUAUAGAGCGUAUAUUCCUUCAAAGGAAAUUGAAAUUGAUGGGGUCAUCACAGAAUCGAGUUUGACUGUUGAUGACUUAGUUAAGCAUGGGGUUGGUCGUUUCAAAGACACCAUACUUAAAGACGUAAAAAUACUUGAAUGCAAGCAAUUACAUUCAGUAUCACACGAAGGAGAUAAAAAAGUUUAUCGAUUGUCUGACUCAUUUCGAGUGACUUUCGCUGGGUCUGCGCUGCCCAACUAUGUCAUUACCGAUAAGAUUCGUCUCCCUGUUCGCCUUUUUAUCCCUCGUGUAAUGAAUUGCCUUAAUUGCAAACAGCUUGGCCACACAGCCACUUACUGUUCCAAUAAGGCACGGUGUGGCAAAUGUGGGGGUUCUCAUCAAGAGAAUACAUGCAAUGAAAAUUCAGAAAAAUGUUUAAUGUGCGGAGAAAACUCGCAUGAGCUCCCUGCAUGCCCCAUUUAUAAAUUGCGUGAGAAUAAAAUUAAACGAUCCUUGAAGGAGAGGUCUAAGCGCUCCUAUGCAGAAAUGUUUAAAAAUGCUACCCCUAAACCCAUCUUCUUAGAAAACACUUACACAUCUCUAUUUUCGGAACAGUCUGACUCUGACGGAGCGUGCGAAGGUACAUCAUUUGUUUUACCCGGAAAUUCCAGAAAAAGAAAACAGUCUUCUUUUCCCAAGCUGCCAAGAAAGGGCCUUAAAAUUUCUCCACCAAUAGAUAAACUGCGCCCAAAACCGAAAAAUUCCGAUUCAAAACCGAAAUCAAUUCCGCCCGGUUUUGGGAACGUACAAUCCAAACUGAACACCAUUACUGGAAAUAAUAAAAUUUCGACUUCCUCUGAGCCUCAGCCGGGGGUAGGAUUAUUGAAAUUUUCUGAAAUUGUUGAUUGGAUUUUUAAAGCAUUCAAUAUUUCUGAACCACUAAAGAGUAUACUUUCAGCUUUCCUCCCAACAAUUAGAACAUUUUUAGAGCAGCUGAUUGCUCAAUGGCCCAUCCUUGCAGCAAUUAUAUCUUUCAAUGGUUAAUUCAACUCCUAAGGUGAAAGACUCCAUCACUGUUUUACAGUGGAAUUGCAGAAGUAUCAUACCAAAAAUUGAUUCCUUAAAAAUUUUACUGCAUGAUUUACAAUGCGAUGCUUUUGCUCUAUGUGAAACAUGGCUUACCUCAAACAUUAAUUUCAACUUAAAUGAUUUCAACAUUAUUCGCCUAGACCGAGACACCCCGUAUGGAGGAGUGCUUCUAGGAAUUAAAAAGUGCUAUUAUUUCUAUAGAAUUAACAUCCCCUUGUUUGCGGGCAUUGAGGCUGUAGCUGUCCAAACGAACAUUAAAGGCAAAGACAUGUCUAUCGCUUCUAUAUAUAUACCUCCCAAAGUUCAAAUUGGACAACGUCAAAUUUUUGAGGUAGUGGAAUCCAUGGCUGCUCCGCGUCUGAUACUGGGAGACUUCAACUCGCACGGAGUAUUGUGGGGUUCCCUCUACAAUGAUAAUCGAUCCUCUUUGAUAUACAAUGUGUGUGACGAAUUUAAUAUGACAGUUUUAAAUACUGGCGAAACAACACGCAUCCCCAGACCUCCUGCACGUCCAAGUGCAUUAGAUCUAUCUCUGUGCUCGACAUCACUUCGGUUAGAUUGCACGUGGAAGGUUGUACCUGAUCCUCACGGUAGCGAUCAUUUACCAAUCGUUGUUUCAAUUAACAGUGAAUUAGGCCUUACGAAUUCAAUCAAUGUCCCUUAUGACUUAACACGAAAUAUUGAUUGGAAAACAUACGAAACAUUAAUUUCCACUUCUCUUGCUUCGACAGAAGAGCUACCCCCUACCGAAGAAUAUGAAUUCCUAGCGGGUUUAAUUAUUGAAGCAGCAGAACAAGCCCAAACGAAAUGCAAUCCUGGAAUGACAAUAAAUAGACGGCCCCCUAAUCCUUGGUGGGACAAAGAGUGCUCUGAUGCAUAUGAAGCUAAACAAGUUGCCUACAAAGAAAUUAUGAAACAGAAAGGGGGUAUACGUGAGAACUUUGAAAAUUAUUUCAUUUUGCAAAACAAAUUUGACAGUAUACGUCGUGCCAAAAAGUCUAGUUAUUGGAGACGCUUCGUUGAUGGCUUGUCAAGAGAAACAUCAAUGAGUACUCUUUGAAACACAGCCAGAAGAAUGAGGAAUCGUAACGUGACUAAUGAAAGCGAAGAUUUUUCGAAUCGUUGGAUAUUUAAUUUUGCCAAGAAAAUUUGUCCAGAUUCUGCUCCUGCGCAGAAAAUCAUUCGCGAUGCUCCCACAAGUAACGAUUUCAUAGAUUCGCCUUUGACAAUGAUGGAAUUUUCAAUUGCACUCCUCUCAUGCAACAAUAAUGCUCCGGGACUAGACAGAAUUAAAUUCAACUUGGUGAAGAAUCUGCCUGACCUAGCAAAAAGACGCUUGUUGAAUUUAUUCAAUAAACUUCUUGAGCAGAACAUUGUCCCGCACGACUGGAGACAAGUGAGAGUUAUCGCUAUUUCAAAACCGGGAAAACUAGCCUCCGAUCAUAACUCGUAUCGACCGAUUGCAAUGCUAUCCUGCAUCAGGAAAUUGUUGGAAAAAAUGAUCCUACGACGACUCGACAAUUGGGUUGAGGCGAACGGCUUGCUAUCAGAUACCCAGUUUGGUUUUCGGAGGGGAAAGGGAACGAAUGAUUGUCUGGCGCUACUUUCGUCAGAAAUCCAACUCGCUUACGCAAAAAAAGAACAAAUGGCGUCUGUGUUCUUAGACAUAAAAGGAGCAUUCGACUCAGUCUCCAUUGAUGUUCUCUCGGAGAAGCUACAUCAAUGUGGUCUUUCACCGAUAUUAAAUAAUUAUUUAUAUAAUUUAUUGUCAGAAAAGCACAUGCAUUUUUCAUAUGGCGAUUUGGCGACACUCAGAACAAGUUACAUGGGCCUCCCACAAGGCUCUUGUCUAAGCCCCCUUCUCUAUAAUCUUUACGUGAAUGACAUUGAUAAUUGUAUUGUUAGCCCAUGCACUUUAAGACAACUUGCAGAUGAUGGGGUGGUUUCUGCCACAGGACCAAAAGCUAUAAAUUUACAACAACCAUUGCAAGAUAGCUUGGAUAAUUUAUCAAUUUGGGCUUUAAAGCUGGGAAUCGAUUUCUCUACGGAGAAAACAGAGUUGGUCGUUUUCUCAAGGAAGCGUGAUCCAGCUCAGCUUCAGCUUCAGUUGGUUGGUAGAACGAUAGCCCAAGUCCUGACUUUUAAAUACCUUGGAAUUUGGUUCGAUUCUAAAGGCACAUGGGGAGGCCACAUUAGGUAUCUAAUAACGAAAUGCCAACAAAGGAUAAAUUUUCUGCGAACAAUAACUGGAUCAUGGUGGGGUUCUCAUCCAAGUGACAUGAUAAGAUUGUAUCAAACAACAAUACUUUCAGUAAUGGAAUAUGGGUGCAUCUGUUUCCGUUCAGCUGCGAACACUCACAUUAUUAACCUGGAACGGAUACAGUAUCGCUGUUUACGAAUUGCCUUAGGUUGCAUGCAGUCGACCCAUACGAUGAGUCUUGAAGUACUAGCGGGAGUUCUUCCUUUAAAAGACCGAUUCUGGGAUCUCUCUUCUCGUUUACUUAUUCGAUGUGAGGUUAUGAACCCACUGGUAAUUGAAAAUUUUGAAAGACUUGUCGAGCUUCAACCCCAAACCAGAUUCAUGACAAUGUAUUUCAAUCACAUGUCACAAGAAAUAACGCCUGCUAGGUAUGUUCCCACAUACGUCAAUAUACUAGAUACUCCUAAAUCCACCUUAUUCUUCGACACGUCCAUGCAAGCAGAGAUUCGUGGAAUUCCGGAUCAUCUACGCUCGCGGGAGAUCCCUAAAAUAUUCACAAGUAAAUAUCAACACAUAGACUCAUAACAGUUUUUGCAACCGACCGAGACGGUUGUGCCUCCAGGUGGAAGGAUUUGUUCUCGAGAGAGUGACGGAGUGCGAGACGCUGUAUGCGUUAUUGUGGGAGAGAGAGAGACCAGUUUGUUAAGUGUGAGUCGACAGUUGAUACGUCGGAGGCGUGGUCAACGGCAUCCUCGACAAGUGGUGUUUUGACAGCAAACCGCGGGUAGACGAAUUUGCCUACCGCGGUGGCAGAGAUCGACAGUGAUCGUGCCUGUACACACAGAAAAAAAUAUAGUGUAUUGGUGUCGUCGGGCAAUUCUAAUCGACGAGAGGGAAGCGUCACAGGUAGACCCAUUUGCUCUAUUUGUCUACCGCAGAAGUGGUACGACGAAUAAGGAAAACAAGUGGCACUGAAAAGUGCCGCAUCGACAGUGGGAUUUUCGCAGCAAGCCACAGGUAGCCACAUUUGUCUACCGAGGUGGUGGAAACGGAGAGAGCGCGCUUGUGGUGGUGAUACCGACGAGCAGCUUAAUCGGAGAGAGUUUUGAAGUGUUGCAGGUAGGACUAUUUCUCUACUGAAGAAGCAACGCGACGAAGAAGAACAGCAGGUGUCACAUUGUCAAACAACGGGCACCGAGUUUACAACGUAACACAUGAGGUGUGUUCUACAGGUAUAACAGGUAUAUUUUUCAUUCCUUUUUGUGAUAGUUUUUCUUGCUAGGUAAAAUGGAUGAAGAGAUGGGAGAACGAGUAACAGACCCUCCCCCUAAGCCUUAUGCUGAAAAUGUAAAUCCGACUAGAAUUAAAAUUUACCCAGAGUCGUCAACGGGACCAUGGAUUGUAUUUAUUAGGCGUAAAGUAAAGGCGCUAAAUAUUAUUCAAAUUUCUAAAGAUUUGACUUCGCGAUUCUCGGAUGUAAAAGAGAUCGUCAAAGUCAAUAAAGAUAAAAUACGCAUUGUCGUUGGUAGUUUCAAACAAGCCAAUGCAAUUGCUUCUUGCGAGCUUUUUACGCGUGAGUAUAGAGCGUAUAUUCCUUCAAAGGAAAUUGAAAUUGAUGGGGUCAUCACAGAAUCGAGUUUGACUGUUGAUGACUUAGUUAAGCAUGGGGUUGGUCGUUUCAAAGACACCAUACUUAAAGACGUAAAAAUACUUGAAUGCAAGCAAUUGCAUUCAGUAUCACACGAAGGAGAUAAAAAAGUUUAUCGACUGUCUGACUCAUUUCGAGUGACUUUCGCUGGGUCUGCGCUGCCCAACUAUGUCAUUAUCGAUAAGAUUCGUCUCCCUGUUCGCCUUUUUAUCCCUCGUGUAAUGAAUUGCCUUAAUUGCAAACAGCUUGGCCACACAGCCACUUACUGUUCCAAUAAGGCACGGUGUGGCAAAUGUGGGGGUUCUCAUCAAGAGGAUACAUGUAAUGAAAAUUCAGAAAAAUGUUUAAUGUGCGGAGAAAACUCACAUGAGGUCCCUGCAUGCCCCAUUUAUAAAUUGCGUGAGGAUAAAAUUAAACGAUCCUUGAAGGAGAGGUCUAAGCGCUCCUAUGCAGAAAUGUUGAAAAAUGCUACCCCUAAACCCAUCUUCUUAGAAAACACUUACACAUCUCUAUUUUCGGAACAGUCUGACUCUGACGGAGCGUGCGAAGGUACAUCAUUUGUUUUACCCGGAAAUUCCAGAAAAAGAAAACAGUCUUCUUUUCCCAAGCUGCCAAGCAAGGGCCUUAAAAUUUCUCCACCAAUAGAUAAACUGCGCCCAAAACCGAAAAAUUCCGAUUCAAAACCGAAAUCAAUUCCGCCCGGUUUUGGGAACGUACAAUCCAAACAGAACACCAUUACUGGAAAUAAUAAAAUUUCGACUUCCUCUGAGCCUCAGCCGGGGGUAGGAUUAUUGAAAUUUUCUGAAAUUGUUGAUUGGAUUUUUAAAGCAUUCAAUAUUUCUGAACCACUAAAGAGUAUACUUUCAGCUUUCCUCCCAACAAUUAGAACAUUUUUAGAGCAGCUGAUUGCUCAAUGGCCCAUCCUUGCAGCGAUUGUAUCUUUCAAUGGGUAAUUCACCUCCUCCAAUGAAAGAUUCCAUCACUGUUUUACAGUGGAAUUGCAGAAGUAUCAUACCUAAAAUUGAUUCCUUAAAAAUUUUACUGCAUAAUUUAAAAUGCGAUGCUUUUGCUCUAUGUGAAACAUGGCUUACCUCAAACAUUAAUUUCAACUUAAAUGAUUUCAACAUUAUUCGCCUAGACCGAGACACCCCGUAUGGAGGAGUGCUUCUAGGAAUUAAAAAGUGCUAUUCUUUCUAUAGAAUUAACAUCCCCUUGUUUGCGGGCAUUGAGGCUGUAGCUGUCCAAACGAACAUUAAAGGCAAAGACAUGUCUAUCGCUUCUAUAUAUAUACCUCCCAAAGUUCAAAUUGGACAACGUCAAAUUUUUGAGGUAGUGGAAUCCAUGGCUGCUCCGCGUCUGAUACUGGGAGACUUCAACUCGCACGGAGUAUUGUGGGGUUCCCUCUACAAUGAUAAUCGAUCCUCUUUGAUUUACAAUGUUUGUGACGAAUUUAAUAUGACAGUUUUAAAUACUGGCGAAACAACACGCAUCCCCAGACCUCCUGCACGUCCAAGUGCAUUAGAUCUAUCUCUGUGCUCGACAUCACUUCGGUUAGACUGCACGUGGAAGGUUGUACCUGAUCCUCACGGUAGCGAUCAUUUGCCAAUCGUUGUUUCAAUUAACAGUUAAUUAGGCCUUACGAAUUCAAUCAAUGUUCCUUAUGACUUAACACGAAAUAUUGAUUGGAAAACAUACGAAACAUUAAUUUCCACUUCUCUUGCUUCGACAGAAGAGCUACCCCCUACCGAAGAAUAUGAAUUCCUAGCGGGUUUAAUUAUUGAAGCAGCAGAACAAGCCCAAACGAAAUGCAAUCCUGGAAUGACAAUAAAUAGACGGCCCCCUAAUCCUUGGUGGGACAAAGAGUGCUCUGAUGCAUAUGAAGCUAAACAAGUUGCCUACAAAGAAAUUAUGAAACAGAA
Topomyia yanbarensis is the source of this 17519-nucleotide messenger RNA. It is a transcript of the gene Pdfr, whose product is annotated as PDF receptor. Lineage: Eukaryota; Metazoa; Arthropoda; Insecta; Diptera; Culicidae. The transcript has 2 exons. Gene Ontology annotation, cellular component: plasma membrane. Gene Ontology annotation, biological process: adenylate cyclase-modulating G protein-coupled receptor signaling pathway; cell surface receptor signaling pathway. The record is from RefSeq and is a predicted model, not a curated record. The coding region runs from base 12828 to 14537 and encodes 569 amino acids. Gene Ontology annotation, molecular function: G protein-coupled peptide receptor activity.